Molecule: messenger RNA, 2441 nt
Organism: Mirounga angustirostris (Northern elephant seal)
Lineage: Eukaryota; Metazoa; Chordata; Mammalia; Carnivora; Phocidae
Gene: WDR70
Product: WD repeat domain 70
Exons: 19
Coding region: 119-2344 (741 amino acids)
Cellular component (GO): nucleus; site of double-strand break
Molecular function (GO): protein binding
Source: RefSeq, a predicted model, not a curated record
UCUUGGCCUUGGCGGCGGCGCAGUCUCUCCAAGGUGAAACUCCCUGCUGGUUUUGCCGCGAGUCCUUAGCCGCUGUUUGUGCUGUGGCUGUGGCUAGUUUUGCGGCGGGUGGCUGGCCAUGGAGCGCCCGGGGCCCAGUGAAGUGACAGGCUCAGACGCAUCGGGACCGGAUCCGCAGCUGGCGGCUACCAUGGGCUUCACGGGGUUCGGAAAAAAAGCUCGAACAUUUGAUUUGGAAGCAAUGUUUGAACAAACACGAAGAACAGCUGUGGAAAGAAGUCGGAAAACACUGGAAGCAAGAGAAAAAGAGGAAGAAAUGAACAGAGAGAAAGAAUUAAGAAGGCAAAAUGAAGAUAUUGAACCAACAUCAUCGGGCUCACAUGUAGUCAGAGAUUGCUCCAAGUCAUCUUCCAGGGAUACAAGCAGCAGUGAGAGUGAGGAGAGUUCUGGUUCUUCUGAUGAUGAAUUAAUUGGCCCUCCUUUACCCCUUAAAAUGAUGAAAGAACCAAGUAAUCAUAUUGAGGAAGAUAUCCUCGGUCCUUUACCUCCACCUCUUUAUGAAGAAGUAGAAGAAGAUGAUGACGAUGACGGUGAUUCAGAGGAGGAGGAAAAUCCUGUCCAAAAGAUUCCUGACUCACAUGAAAUAACUCUAAAGCAUGGCACUAAAACAGUUUCUGCUUUGGGUCUGGAUCCCUCAGGUGCCCGUUUGGUGACUGGAGGAUAUGACUAUGAUGUUAAGUUUUGGGAUUUUGCUGGAAUGGAUGCUUCUUUUAAGGCAUUUCGAUCCCUUCAGCCCUGUGAAUGCCAUCAGAUCAAGUCACUACAGUAUAGUAACACAGGAGACAUGAUUCUUGUUGUAUCUGGAAGCUCUCAGGCCAAAGUGAUUGACAGAGAUGGUUUUGAAGUAAUGGAAUGUAUAAAGGGAGACCAGUAUAUUGUGGACAUGGCAAACACCAAGGGUCAUACAGCAAUGCUUCAUACUGGUUCAUGGCAUCCCAAAAUAAAGGGAGAAUUUAUGACUUGCUCAAAUGAUGCGACUGUGAGGACGUGGGAAGUUGAAAAUCCAAGGAAGCAAAGAAGUGUGUUUAAACCACGGACAAUGCAGGGCAAAAAAGUAAUUCCCACCACGUGCACAUAUAGUAGAGAUGGAAACCUCAUAGCAGCUGCCUGCCAGAAUGGAAGCAUACAGAUCUGGGACCGAAAUUUGACUGUUCAUCCUAAAUUCCACUAUAAACAGGCUCAUGACCCAGGCACAGACACUUCUUGUGUGGCUUUUUCCUAUGAUGGUAAUGUCCUUGCCUCUCGUGGAGGUGAUGAUACAUUGAAAUUAUGGGACGUCCGACAGUUUAAUAAACCACUUUUUUCAGCCUCGGGUCUUCCUACCUUGUUUCCAAUGACUGACUGCUGUUUCAGUCCAGAUGAUAAACUCAUAGUCACCGGGACAUCUGUUCAAAGGGGAUGUGGCAGCGGCAAACUCGUUUUCUUUGAGCGCAGGACUUUCCAAAGGGUGUAUGAAAUAGACAUCACGGAUGCGUAUUUCCCAUGGGCCCACGCUUCAGUCAGAAUUUCAGCUGGGCCGGGGACAUUUGCCCCUCUGCCAACCAGUUUGAGGAAAGCAGAAGCUGAUCAUCACGUAGGAUACAGAAAGAAGUGUCCCAUAGGGCGCAUGUUUGUGAAGAUUCAGGGAUUGUGGACAGAAGUGAAAAUUAUGCCUUCAGAAAGUGAUGAAUUGUAUCAUUGUUUCCUAAACCUUGAAAACUUUGACAGAAUUCUGCUUGCCAGAGUUGUCAUUGAGAGUGUUGUCCGCUGCCUGUGGCAUCCAAAGCUGAACCAGAUCAUGGUAGGAACUGGCAAUGGAUUGGCUAAAGUCUAUUAUGACCCCAACAAGAGCCAAAGGGGAGCAAAAUUAUGUGUGGUUAAAACCCAGCGGAAGGCAAAACAAGCUGAGACUCUAACCCAGGACUACAUCAUCACCCCUCAUGCCUUGCCUAUGUUCCGUGAGCCCCGCCAACGGAGUACAAGGAAGCAGCUGGAGAAGGACAGACUGGAUCCCUUGAAGUCGCAUAAACCCGAACCUCCUGUGGCAGGCCCAGGUCGUGGUGGCCGGGUUGGAACCCACGGGGGCACUCUGUCGUCAUACAUUGUGAAGAACAUUGCUUUGGACAAAACUGAUGACAGCAAUCCCCGGGAAGCCAUUCUGCGGCAUGCUAAAGCAGCUGAAGACAACCCAUAUUGGGUUUCUCCAGCAUAUUCUAAGACUCAACCCAAAACCAUGUUUGCCCAAGUUGAAUCUGAUGAUGAGGAAGCAAAGAAUGAGCCAGAAUGGAAAAAGCGUAAAAUUUGAAGACUCUCACAUGAGAGCUGUUUGCAUGAGGGGGAGUGAUAUUGGACAGUUGUUUUGUUUUGUUUUUUAAAUGAAAUAAAAAAUACAUUUUUAUGAA